Messenger RNA from Teleopsis dalmanni, 2428 nucleotides. RefSeq names its product chromatin-remodeling ATPase INO80-like. The transcript has 5 exons. Lineage: Eukaryota; Metazoa; Arthropoda; Insecta; Diptera; Diopsidae. The annotation marks the transcript as partial. Gene Ontology annotation, cellular component: Ino80 complex. Gene Ontology annotation, molecular function: ATP binding; ATP hydrolysis activity; ATP-dependent chromatin remodeler activity. Gene Ontology annotation, biological process: DNA repair. The record is from RefSeq and is a predicted model, not a curated record.
UUGUACUAAUUUUUGUUUUGUUGCUCGGCAUAAGCAUGCAUAAAAUAGCUGCCUAUAGUAAUUUUGACAUAACGAAAAAAGGUCGAAAAGUAAAGGCUAUCAGAAGCGUGCUUCAGAUAUUAUUACAAGUUAAAAUAUAGCAAUAAUUAUUUUAAAAAAUAUUCAAAAUUGAAUUUGAAUUUUGUAUUAAACGGAAGUAAAACGUACAACAAAGUUUUAACGGAAAUCAUUAAGUCCAAAGUUUUGAUUUGUAAAUUAAGAACAUUAAGCGAAAAUGAAUAUUUCAAAAACUAAUGUUAAUGGCUUGACCGGCGCUCAAGUAUUGACAGCAAGUGGAACACUCUCUCAACCAAGUAGGCAGUCCCACCAAAUCAGGGAAUCAACUGUGGCUAUGGCGAAACCACUGCAUUUGCAACGCUUAGAACGAGCAUUGGAUAUGAAACCAUUUAUGAAGUAUGCGCGUGAAAUUUUAGCCAAACCAUUAAGUAGUGAAGAUGAUAGUGCCGAGGACUCUACUGAAGCCUGCUCCGAUAAUGAAUCAGAAAAUGGAACCAAUCGAAAGAAAUGCAAAAAAUUGUUUGGUUCAAGAAUAGAGCGUCAAAAUAUAAAAAUGCACCUUUAUAACUUCUCUGAGUUGAGCAACGAUCGUGAAUGGUUGUUUUCCAUAGUAUUAAGUGACACUGAAUCAGAGUCAGAACUCAGCGAUGAGGACGAUUAUAUAAAGCAGUUAUUGAAAUCUCAUCGGAAAAUGCAAAAGGAACGUGAACGCUAUUAUAAAACCCCUACUAACAAUCAGUAUACCUAUUACGGAAGUGGUUUUCUAUCCUGCAUUGACAUGCAUCCCGACCAUCAGCAGUCUAUAAUUGGUGUGCGCAAGCGUAAACGACGUGCAAAGAAUGAAAAUAAGUCAACCUUACCCAAAUUACAAAAACUGACGAAAAUUCGUAAAUCUCGCAAAAACAUUCCAAACGAUGAGCCUGAAUCUGGAGAAAUUCAUCCUUCAGAACUAAAGAACUAUGCUUUCGGUGAUACCUCAGCCGUGAAUGAUGAUGACUUAUCUGAUGAAGCUGAUGCCUAUAGUAGUGCUGCACUAUCUAGCAAAGCAAAUAGCUCAGCCGUACGUAGCAAAAGUCGUAGAAAUUUGUUGGCGUCUCCUGAAGUGUUAGCGGCACGUAGAAAACGCGUUUGGCAAUUAAUGUGUAAAAAGGAAAUAACUCGCUGUCAUCGCUUGAGGAUUAACAACCACAAGGAAGUAAUACAGAGCAGCAAGCGAGUUGCAGGUAUGUGCAUGAAAGUAGUGCGUCAGCGUGCCAUGCAAUCGCAACGUGUUAUGAAGGAAACUGUGUGGCGUGCAAAACGGCUCUCACGAGAGAUGCUGGGCUAUUGGAAACGUUAUGAACGUGUUGAGCGUGAUACGAGGAAACGUAUGGAACGUGAAGCUGAAGAACAGCGUAAAAUGGAUGUUGAAAUCAUAGAAGCUAAACGACAACAACGUAAACUUAAUUUCCUUAUCACUCAAACUGAACUGUACGCGCAUUUUAUGUCUAAAAAGCUCGGCCAGGGUACUGAAGAAGAACAACUGCGUAUAUUAAGCCAACUGGAUGACGAAAAGAAUCCACGUCUUGCUGCAUAUGAUGACUAUGACGCAGAACACAUGAAACAGCUGGCACAAAAGAAUGCAGAGACAGCGUUUAAUACUGAUCGAGUAUUAAAGCAUCAGUUUGAUGUAGCAACAAGGAUAAAAGAAGAGCAAGAAGAAGCAAUGAAAACCGAUGAAAUAACUGGACCUCCAGUAAAAGCAGACUUGCCCCAACCGACCAUAUUUAAAGGCACUUUAAAAACAUAUCAAAUCAAAGGUAUGACAUGGUUGGCUAAUCUUUAUGACCAGGGCAUAAGUGGGAUAUUAGCAGAUGAAAUGGGUUUGGGUAAAACUGUACAAUCAAUAGCAUUUCUCUGUCAUGUAGCAGAACACUAUGGAGUUUGGGGUCCUUUUCUAGUUAUAUCACCUGCGUCAACUUUACACAACUGGCAGCAGGAGUUAGCACGUUUUGUACCAGAAUUCAAUGUAGUUCCAUAUUGGGGUUCACCAAAUGAACGUAAAAUCCUACGCCAAUUUUGGGAACAAAAAGAUUUACAUACGCGAGACGCUAGUUUUCACGUUGUUAUCACAUCCUAUCAGCUGAUUGUAUCUGACUAUAAAUAUUUUAAUCGUAUAAAAUGGCAAUAUAUGGUAUUAGACGAAGCACAAGCAAUAAAAAGUGCGUCCUCAAUGCGUUGGAAAUUGUUGUUGGGCUUUAAUUGUCGAAAUCGCCUACUAUUGAGUGGCACACCGAUACAAAAUAGUAUGGCUGAACUAUGGGCUCUGCUGCACUUUAUAAUGCCAACACUAUUUGAUUCACAUGAUGAAUUUAAUGAGUGGUUCUCAAAG